ACGGUGUGUACUUUGUGCUCAAGGUGCAAAUCCUAGUGCUCUGCUUCCCAGAUCAAGCCUCUUCCAGCCACGAGCCAAGAUUAGCAGACGUCAAUCCACCUGACCAAGCCAAAGUCGCAGAGCUCGACCUAGUCACCCGGCAGCCGAACAGCGACUCGAGUUCCAGCUCGGUAGCAACAGCGUAUCAGCAGGCAACAUUCCGAGCAAGAUGAGGGGUCUGGGACCGGAUGGACAGCCGAAAGAAACCUACCCAUGCAAGAUCUGCGGGCAGAGGUACAGUCGUCUAGAGUACCUGAGGAGGCAUGAACGAAAACACAACUCGGAGAAGCCGUUCGGUUGUCCAGCUUGCACAAAAUCGUUUGCGCGAAGCGACGUCCUGCUUCGGCACAAGCGUCGAUGUCACCCUGAUGAAUUCCAAGAGUCAGAAGCGACAGCAGCCGCCAACGCCCUUCUCUCGGCGUCCAAUAGUCGACGAAGUUCAGGCUCAAAAGACGGUCGAAGACAGGGCAAACGCGCGGCUCAAUCUUCCGGGUCUGCAGACGAUGAGGAGGGGGACGACUCGCAGCCGCAGUUGAAGAAGCGAAAGGAAUCGGGCGCGUCCAAGACGGAGGAGGAAAACAUCCACAUGGAUCCCCUUUUGAGAGACGGGUAUGUCAGGAGUUUGCACGACAUGGCAACGAGGGCCGAGGAGGAUGGGCAAUACCGACCGGAAGAGGAUCCAUAUUACGGCCAACAUGGCGUCAACCAAGAUCCGUAUGGACAGAACGCGUCCGCCGGUCCGAGUGGGACAGGGUAUCAGCAUCAACAACAGACGGAUCUCGACCUCGGUGCAAAUACCCUCUAUGGGCACUUGCCGCCCUUAAUGGAUGAUCAUCAGAACAUGCAGCCCAUGCGGGACAUGUACCAUACAGGUCUCGACCUGGGUUCGACAUCGUGGGAUGUCGGGUACCAGAAUCCGAGUGGAAACAUGUCGCUCAACCAGAUUGAUGAGCUCCCGAUGAGCGAAGGACAUUUGCAGGAUGGCAUAGGAGAGCCCCGGGCUAGUAAUGGAGCGCAAUCGCUCCCGCAGCCACCACCAAACGGGGAUCAGCAUGGAAUCGAACAUGCCGCAGCCUUGCUCUCGAUGGCUUACCAGAUGCACAAGGAGCGGAAACCAUCGCAAGAAGAGAUUUCGCCCACCAAUGGAAGCUCGGGUUCACGCAAUCCUGACACGAGUCGAAACAACUCCAAUGCCAAUUCAAUUGACCCGGGCUUGCAGCAAGGCUGGCCGGCUUCUUUGCAGCCGGAGGAACAUCAUUACGUGAGAUCGCACAAUGUUCUCGCCGCGGGGACGCUAUUCGAGGAGGACACAGUCAACAAUUCAAACGGGAACGGGUUCGGCGGGUCGUUCGACUCGUCCAUUUACCUGUCGAGUAACCAAUUGGCGCGGACACAGGAUGUAGGGAGAGUGCCGGAUAUGGCGCUAAUGAGCGUGUUGAACGGUGGGGUUUGGUCUGUCCCUCAACCUUCAGCGACGGGAUCUGGGAUGAUGACUUCGGCAGGUAUCGAGUCAUGGGCGGGUGACCCGCUCAUGUUUCCGAACAAAUUUGGUACCGAUCCAUUCCUCAACUGGUCCAGUUACUUUCCGCAGGCGGAACCGCUGGAAUGGUCAGACGAGGUCGCUGAGCCGGAAGGCUGGGCACACCUUCCAGCCGCAGCGCUUUGCCAGAUGUCGCCUUACUCGGAGACGCCCUUGAUCAGGCUACAAGCGCUAGAGAAGCGCAGACGAUUCGGUCGAGAUCUUGACCCAGCUGAUCCAUUUUUCAUUUCCUAUGACCGUUUCAAACGAUGUUUCGAGAUUCCGCACUGGCACAUGCCGUCGAUACAGACCCUGAGUCGAAUCGCCAAACAAACAGUCUCUACCCUGAUCAUUCACGUGCCGAUCAUACAUAUGCCAACAUUCCGCAUGGCAGAGGUAUCAGCGGCGCUCAGCUUUGCGCUUUCAGUCGUUGGAAGUCCACGGCACUCGGCGAUCGCUGGUGAUAGGUCAAGGAAGGUGUUGAGCAGCGAACGUUUGGCGCAACUGAGAGCUUUAGACGUCCAAAGCUGGAUGAGAGGUGAGGGUAUCAUCGCUCCGGAUGCCUCCGCACCCCAGGUGGAGAUGUUAGAGGAUGCGCCUACAGACGAAGAGAAGCGGUUCGAGGACAACAAGCCUAUUGUGGUCGAAGACAAGCUCAAGAUGGUCAAAGACCAUUUCAAAUCCAAGGAAGCUCAGAAAGAUCCGGAAUUGUUGCACGGAUUCCUUCAGAUAAUGGUGUUGUUCGCGGCCCCUCUCCUCUUCAGUCCCAUCGAGAACCAGCGAAAAGCGGGAUACAAUGAGCUCGCCAUGAUUGUCGAUUGCGCCAAGCGAAAGACGGACGCUUUAAUGCCCAACAUGCCUCACUCCCGCAUUUACGGAAGCCCGCUCACUGACGCCAACUUCCUCGGACCCGGAUACAGCACAGAGAACCGAUGGAGGGAAUGGAUCAAGCUUGAAACCUGCCGUCGACUGGACUGGAUGAUCUACAUCUUUGAUACGCUCAGUAUCGUCGAGGCUGGAAACGCGCCGCUCAUCAAGCCCAGCACAUUAGCCGGUUUCCCCUUGCCAGUGCCCGAUACAGUUUGGCAAGCCCCUUCGGCCGAUGCGUGGUCGCUUGCCCUCAUGAGCUACUGCCCGACCACGCUGGAUACCGCGAUGAGGGAUCACUUCCAGACCAGUCAAAGCGGAUUCUCGACUUCCGGGCUGGAAUCGACCUCCCACCUCAACUCGUUGCUUCUUCGCAACGACUUUGGCAUGUUUGGUCGAUUGGUUAUGGUAGUCACGCUUCUGAGAGGAUUGGUCGCACUUGGACGAGGCGAUCCGGAGGCGGCUGAUAUGCUGCACGGCUGGGGUGUCAACUUGGCAUCUGUCGCCAACGGCAAGAUGAUGGUAGCUAUGGUCAAAGCCUAUGGUCAGGCGUUGCAAAAGUGGCGGCAAGGCUGGGAUUUCGAUAGUCUAUGCGCCGCCUCAAUUAUGACGCCAACUCUCAAGGCGGAUCCAGUCCCUCACUACGAAUCAGCUGCAUCGCGACACAACUCGCUCGGGGGGACUAGCACGUCUGCCUCUAGCCAGAGUGUCGUCACACCGCGGGAUGAUCAGGAUUUUAUCGGUAGUCGAGCAAAGGGCAAGCUAAUGUUUUACGAAGAGGCUCUCCCUUACUACUGGUUGAGCCAGACAAUCUACUCGAGUGUAGCUAGCGACACGACCAUCAUCACGGAUCCCGACAUGCAGCCGGGUCAAUUCGCUCGAGAUCGUUUGGCCGAACUCGAUAUGAAAGCGAUGUUACAAAGCGCCCGUGUUUUCACUCGAAUGGGCGAAGGUGUGCCCAAUACUGUAUGAACGUUCACCCAGGCCUCGCUUUGAACCCAUGUAGCCCUAUCGUAAACUGCACCCUGUUGUAGAGAGCUUCUUAUGACAAAUUUCGUCUAUAUAAUAUCCGAUACAAAGGCGC
This is a messenger RNA of Filobasidium floriforme, 3509 nucleotides long. RefSeq lists its product as uncharacterized. Gene Ontology annotation, cellular component: chromatin. Bases 209 to 3397 code for a protein of 1062 amino acids. Gene Ontology annotation, molecular function: RNA polymerase II cis-regulatory region sequence-specific DNA binding; zinc ion binding; DNA-binding transcription factor activity, RNA polymerase II-specific. The record is from RefSeq and is a predicted model, not a curated record. Gene Ontology annotation, biological process: DNA-templated transcription; regulation of transcription by RNA polymerase II. NCBI's taxonomy places the organism in Eukaryota, Fungi, Basidiomycota, Tremellomycetes, Filobasidiales, Filobasidiaceae. The transcript has 12 exons.